This is a messenger RNA of Annulohypoxylon maeteangense, 519 nucleotides long. RefSeq names its product RBP11-like subunits of RNA polymerase. Bases 1 to 519 code for a protein of 172 amino acids. Lineage: Eukaryota; Fungi; Ascomycota; Sordariomycetes; Xylariales; Hypoxylaceae. Gene Ontology annotation, molecular function: protein dimerization activity; DNA-directed RNA polymerase activity; DNA binding. Gene Ontology annotation, cellular component: RNA polymerase III complex; RNA polymerase I complex. The record is from RefSeq and is a predicted model, not a curated record. The transcript is spliced from 4 exons. Gene Ontology annotation, biological process: DNA-templated transcription.
AUGCCCGGACGAACAAAGAACCGCGACGAUGCGUCUGAGGAGGUAGACACUUCCAUGGACGACGCUCCUACUUCAGCACAAAAGCCCACUGAAGAAGAGAAUGGAGAUGCCAUGGAGGAGGACGGGUCGGAAGGUGGCGAUCCAUUUGAAGAGGAAGAGGAGCCUCAGCGAGUUAGGAUUCUUCCUGGAUCAUCCGAGACGGCGGCUUCCUUCGAAUUCCUAAAGGAGGGACAUACCCUCGGCAACGCUCUGCGAUAUAUCAUCAUGAAGAACCCUGAUGUUGAGUUUUGCGCAUACGCUAUCCCCCAUCCCUCCGAGGAUAAGAUGAACUUGAGAAUUCAAACAUACGACACAACAACUGCCGCUGCCGCCUUGGCCAAGGGCCUCCAGGAUCUAGAAGAUCUAUGUGAUGUUGUUUCUGACAAAUUCUGGACCGAGCGAGAGAAAUUCGAAGCAACGCCAGAGCAGUCUCUUAAGAGGCAAGAGGAGGCAGAGAGGAGAUUAGAGGCAGAGGCAUAA